GCGCAGUGGUUCUUGGGAGUGGCAAAGCGGGUCCUGCCCGGCUGUCAGCUGUGGCCCCCGGCGCCGGGCGGGGGUGGCGGCGACCAUUGGCGGAGAGGCAAACGGGGCGGGGCCGCCGCCGGCCGCUGCGGGCAAGGCUGAACAGGCGGAGGUGGGCAGCUGGCCAGGGAAGCACGGUGCAGGCGGCUACAUUCGGCCUGGCCAUGGCAGCGGCGCCCCUGAAAGUGUGCAUCGUGGGCUCGGGGAACUGGGGUUCAGCUGUUGCAAAAAUAAUUGGUAAUAAUGUCAAGAAACUUCAGAAGUUUGCCUCCACAGUCAAGAUGUGGGUCUUUGAAGAAACAGUUAAUGGCAGAAAACUGACAGACAUCAUAAAUAAUGACCAUGAAAAUGUAAAAUAUCUUCCUGGACACAAGCUGCCAGAAAAUGUGGUUGCCAUCUCAAAUCUCAGCGAGGCUGUGCAGGAUGCAGACCUGCUGGUGUUUGUCAUUCCCCACCAGUUCAUUCACAGAAUCUGUGAUGAGAUCACCGGGAGAGUGCCCAAGAAAGCGCUGGGAAUCACCCUCAUCAAGGGCAUAGACGAGGGCCCCGAGGGGCUGAAACUCAUUUCUGACAUCAUCCGUGAGAAGAUGGGUAUUGACAUCAGUGUGCUGAUGGGAGCCAACAUUGCCAAUGAGGUGGCUGCAGAGAAGUUCUGUGAGACCACCAUCGGCAGCAAAGUAAUGGAGAACGGCCUUCUCUUCAAAGAACUUCUGCAGACUCCAAAUUUUCGAAUUACCGUGGUUGAUGAUGCAGACACUGUUGAACUCUGUGGUGCGCUUAAGAACAUCGUAGCUGUGGGAGCUGGGUUCUGCGACGGCCUCCGCUGUGGAGACAACACCAAAGCGGCCGUCAUCCGCCUGGGACUCAUGGAAAUGAUUGCUUUUGCCAGGAUCUUCUGCAAAGGCCAAGUGUCCACAGCCACCUUCCUAGAGAGCUGCGGGGUGGCCGACCUGAUCACCACCUGUUACGGCGGGCGGAACCGCAGGGUGGCCGAGGCCUUUGCCAGAACUGGGAAGACCAUUGAAGAGUUGGAGAAGGAGAUGCUGAAUGGGCAAAAGCUCCAAGGACCGCAGACUUCUGCUGAAGUGUACCGCAUCCUCAAACAGAAGGGACUGCUAGACAAGUUUCCAUUGUUUACUGCAGUGUAUCAGAUCUGCUACGAAAGCAGACCAGUUCAAGAGAUGUUGUCUUGUCUUCAGAGCCAUCCAGAGCAUACAUAAAGUGAAUCAUGCAACGUGUUGGGGGAAGUUCUGCCUUUCUGAUCAGUCUUUUGGGUUCACGUGGAAACCAGGACUUGGCAACAUGAUGUUUGACUGUAAUCUCAUCACGGAUAUGUAUGAAUUUUUACAGGUUCGUUUUUGAAUUGUGAGAGGCAGUUCAUUGGCAAAGAUGUACUGGGCAGUAACUAAACACACAUGCAAACGUGUGAAUGGUGGUUUAUUCCUCGUUCUGUGGGUGUUUCUAUGAGCCAAAAUUAAAUGUCUUUUUUUCAAAAUUGCUUAUGAAAUUUCCACACAAUCAUAGCUUAUAAGAUUGGAACGAUCUCAGCUAAAUUUUUUAGGUGUAAUUCAUAUGUAUUUGAGUGGAGGAUUUUUUUUCUCAUUUUUCUAAUGUUAAAUUUUAACCAGCAUUAACAUGGUAGAGUGGAGGAGUGAGUGUGUUCAAAGAUCAACAUAUUUAACUUUUAAACACUAUCUCAAAGCCAGCAUAAUUAACUACUUUGAUUGUGGGCUGACCUUUGUUUUUUUAACAAUCAGGUAUUUUUAAUUAGAUAAUCCACUCAUGUAUUUCCCCCUCACUGCAGUUGUCUGCAUUUUUAUCCUCUUUUCUCUUAGUUAGUUGUCAGAAUGUGCCUUCGUCAAGGCUCGGAGGUAACAGAAGACAGAAAAUUCAUCUGGGAUUUUCCUGCUGUGGCUGGCACAUUCUUCUGAUUAACAGACACUUGUAUGAUGCUUUAGGCUAGUUAGUGCAUUUUUUAGCAAACAUUUAUCUUAAGCAUCACAGAUCCACUGGGGGGGGCAGGGGGGCUACUGUUACUCCUCUUGUUAGAUGCAGUCACUCCUCCUGCUCACCUAGUGAGCAGGGACAGAGCCAGGAGUCAAGUGCAAUGCCAAGGUGCAUGACCCUCUGAGAAGUCACUGGGCUGAUUUGACCUCCGACUAAUUGGUUGUGGCAAAUGCCAUGUGCAGCCUUUCCUGAGGCCAUAGGAGGGCUUCCUGCAGCUAAGAUCUGUGCAGGCCAUCCUCUCAACAGGUGCCACUCCAAGGGCGGUCCUCGGUGCAGCAGCAUCAGCUUCACUUGGGGGGGUGGGGGAAGGGGCGGUCUCAGAAAUGCAGGUUCCCAGGUCCCACCCUGGAUCUCUGAAGGGGUGUGGCAUCUGUGUUUCUGAUGCUUACUACAAUAUGUGAACCACUACUUUAGAAAAUCUGCUUUAACUUGGCAUUCCUCUAAUUGUGUUCCCUAGGAAAUGACUGUCCCAAGAUCCAGUGAUUAUUCCAGGUGUUCCCUGGAAAGGUCAAGUGAGUCUGGGAAACACUACGUCUGUACACCUCUUGAAGGUGUCGAAUGUAUGUUUAUACAUCAGUGGAACCCAUUUUUCUAGCCUAGCAAGUCCCAAACACAUCACACUGAAGAGAUUUUGGUGAGGAAACUUGCUGGAGUUUUCAGGGAACACUGUUCUAGGCUUAGGUGACCUUAGGAUCACUCAAGUAGACCCUUCACUCCCUGCGAGAAAUUAGGAUGAAUAACUACCUGUGGUAUUGUUGGUUCUGAACUUUUACAGUUCAGACCUGCUGUGAAUCUUUGAUGAAGCUUUAAGGUGACACUGUUGUACAAGAUGUCAGCUUUGCUGAAACGCACAUUACCUGGAAUAAGUGCUUUAAUUGUAGAAUUAGAAUGGGAUUUACUGUACUGUUUUAAAUGAGAUUGGCUUCAGAAUCCAUUACAGUUACCUUACAUAGCACUUGAUACGUGUUAAAGGAACAUAUGAAUGUAAUUUAUAUAUUCCUGGAAUUUAAGUUACUUUGUGAGAUUUGGGCCUGUCCCUCAACGCCAGUUUAGGAUUUCUUUUUUUCUAUACCUUGAAAUGAUUAUAAAAUAGAUUUUCAUGAGAAUUUUAAAAACUCUAUCAAAAACAUUUUUGGAGCAUUUUAAAGCCCCAUACACAGAAGUAUACAAAAGCACACAAAACACUCCAAGUUUCAGCAGUUUUAGCACCACCGUUAACCCACUUUGCUUGUCUCAUGAAAAAUCUUUGUUAAAGUUUGUACAUAGGUAACAAAAAGUUACUUUAAAAGAUACAUAAAGGGCUGUAAGCUAAUUGUGGUGUCUAGUAAGUAGCAUAAUGAGAUGUGAGGAGUUGGGACUUUGCAUGUUUUGCGUAUUUUCAUCUGCAUUCAGCUUCUUACUCUGGGUUUGUACUCGAGUGUUAUUUCUUUGCAAAUGCCCUUGUAAUUACCACUCUGAAGUCUGCUGACUGUGUCUCUUGAACAUACUUAGGAUAUUCUGCACAUUAUGGAAAAAGGUAAAUUUUAGAAGUUCCUGCUCUACUAACUGUAGAUAUUUAUGACUCUGCGAGUUAUCUAUUUUUAUAACCACCUGUGGUCCAUUGUUCAUUUUAAUUCACAUUUCUUAUGAAGUAUGGUAACAGGGAGGGAGACACCUAGAUUAGCAGCUCAAUUUGUACUACUUCAGCCAAUCUGUGAAUGUAAAAACUACACUGUUGCCUUGCUAGGAUCCACCCACCUAUAAUAUGGAAGAAAUAUCGGAAUGAAAUCCACCCUACGAGAUGGAGUCAAAGUAAACUUGUGGUUUUUCAUUUAACUUUUGACUACAACAUGGCCCCAUGGCAUCCACACCAAGAGAGUGUUGUGAUGAGGUGCCGGUGUGCAAAGGGAACUUUAGUUUUUCCACUGGUUCUUAUCUGCUAGCCUUUUACGUACAUGUGUACUAUAUUUGUUUAUAGACUGUAGGUGGAUAUAUAAUUUAAAAGCUUGAUUUAAUAAACAUUUAACCCCAUAAA
Molecule: messenger RNA, 4060 nt
Organism: Pongo pygmaeus (Bornean orangutan)
Lineage: Eukaryota; Metazoa; Chordata; Mammalia; Primates; Hominidae
Gene: GPD1L
Product: glycerol-3-phosphate dehydrogenase 1 like
Exons: 8
Coding region: 204-1259 (351 amino acids)
Biological process (GO): glycerol-3-phosphate catabolic process; carbohydrate metabolic process
Cellular component (GO): cytosol
Molecular function (GO): oxidoreductase activity, acting on the CH-OH group of donors, NAD or NADP as acceptor; protein homodimerization activity; NAD binding
Source: RefSeq, a predicted model, not a curated record